UCAACCUUUAAGCUUAAAACUCAAAGAGCUAAAGCCUAAAGCCAUUGAUGUUCUCUCUGAAAAUCUUCAGCACUAAAACGGUGCGUUUUGUGGCAGUAGAAUAGACAUGCCGAUAUCUAUUUCUCGUAUCGGAAACUCUUUACCCUUUUCCAAGCUCAUCAGGCAGCUGGAGCAAGAGAUGGAAACUGUGGUAAAGGUUUUGCAGCCUGGACCUUUGGGAAUUAUAGAACACAAGUUCUCUGCUGAGGAGAUACGGGAGGCAGAUGCUACAGUUCAUAGAGCAGUAGAGAAUUGGCAAAGGAAUGCAAAGCUAGAACCAAAAAACCAUAUCUUAAAAGAUUUCGUGCAUAAGUGAAGCUGUGAAGAGUUACCCAAAAAAGAAAAAAGUGGAAGAAGCUGUGGAGGUUGAUUUUGGAUAACUAAUAUUCAGUUAAAUAUGUAUACUCUUUUCUAUGAGAACUCUCCGUGGCACCACAUCUAAAUUUCUCUGCCUUUAAGAUGUUCUAAUAAUUUUCCUGUUAGAUACAAACAUCUGAAUUCAAAAUUCUCUUAUAUGAUAUUACCAGGAUCAUACCCAACAAUGCCAUUUCGCGGUUGGUUCAGGCAAAGAA
Messenger RNA from Quercus robur (English oak), 611 nucleotides. RefSeq lists its product as uncharacterized. NCBI's taxonomy places the organism in Eukaryota, Viridiplantae, Streptophyta, Magnoliopsida, Fagales, Fagaceae. The record is from RefSeq and is a predicted model, not a curated record. The coding region runs from base 107 to 355 and encodes 82 amino acids. The transcript is spliced from 2 exons.